GGAUGGAACGACUCGCGAGAGACCUUUGAAAACAGUCUCUCGUCUGAAUUAGACCGAUUGGCAUCGCUGGACUACCUCGUUGUAGAAACUUCUUGAAGGAGCUUAGCAUCGACCCUUGCAGUACACCAAUCAUGAACGGAACCGCUAUUAACGGGGUGAACGGCACCAAUGGUUCGCCACCUAAUGAUAAGCCGACAUACAUGGGUCGUGGUCAGUACAUUCAAACUGGAAAGGAUUCGGCCAAAAAUACUUGGCUGAUCUUUACUCCAGACCAAGAAGAUGGAUCCGGAGUUUUGGCCGAUGUCUUGGACACGUUCAAGAGAAACAAGGUGAAUUUGCUUCAUAUCGAAUCACGCUCUUCCAAGCGUGAUGAGGAGACUUAUGAGUUCAUGGUGGAGUGCCAGAGCGACUCCGGAGACAUUCCAACAGCUUUGGACGAGAUCAAAUCCAAGGCUUCUUAUUUCAGCGUGGUUUCUCGGGACUACAAAAAUGACAAGAGGAAAGGCUUAGAUAGUAUCCCAUGGUUCCCUGGAACAGUGAAGGAUUUGGAUAAGUUUGCCAAUCAAAUCUUGUCCUAUGGCUCGGAACUCGAUUCUGAUCAUCCUGGAUUCACUGACCCGAUUUACAGGGCCCGUCGAAAGGAAUUCGCAGACAUUGCCUUCAAUUACAAGCAUGGCGAACCCAUCCCACGGGUGGAAUACACGGACGAGGAGACGGCUACUUGGGGAUCAGUGUACAGAAAUUUGAAGAAACUCUUCAAAACCCACGCUUGCCAAGAGUUCAAUCACAUUUUUCCGCUUCUGGAGCAAAACUGCGGUUACAAGGAGGAAAAUAUCCCGCAAUUGCAGGACAUCUCCGAGUUCUUGAAAAGUACAACUGGAUUUAGUUUGAGACCCGUGGCUGGACUACUAUCCUCGAGGGAUUUCCUGGCUGGUCUGGCCUUCAGAGUGUUCCAUUCUACUCAAUAUAUCCGCCACUCAUCUCGACCCAUGUACACACCAGAGCCUGAUGUGGUCCAUGAACUCAUUGGUCAUGUUCCACUCUUUGCCGAUCCCGCCUUUGCUGAGUUCUCUCAGGAAAUUGGAUUAGCCUCUCUUGGAGCCAGCGAUGACUACAUUGAAAAAUUGGCCACUUGCUACUGGUUUACUGUGGAGUUUGGUCUGUGCCGCCAGCAUGGUGAGCUCAAAGCUUACGGGGCUGGUCUCUUGUCUUCCUUUGGAGAGCUGGAAUAUUGUUUGUCGGACAAGCCCGAGGUUCGAACCUUUGACCCUGAGAAGACUGGAAUCCAAAAGUACCCCAUCACCGAGUUCCAACCCGUCUACUACGUGACCGAGAGCUUCGAAAGUGCUCAAAUGAAAAUGUCCCAAUUCGCUGCGUCUAUUCCGCGAAACUUCACCGCUCGAUAUGAUCCGUAUACUCAGAGUAUUGAAUUGCUGGACAGCAAGAACCAGAUCCUGAAGAAUAUGCGGCAUUUGAAUCGGGAGCUCCGAACUCUCACCGAUGCCAUGGAAGCACUCUAACUGAUACAUCUACUUUGCGUUUCACUUUGGGUCGAGUAGGUUGGUGUUAAGCACUGUUUUGUAAAGAUUCAAUGAUCAAAUUAAGAAUAGAAAAUAGAGGCAAUUGACAGCCGA
This is a messenger RNA of Tigriopus californicus, 1634 nucleotides long. Its product is annotated as protein henna-like. Gene Ontology annotation, molecular function: phenylalanine 4-monooxygenase activity; iron ion binding. The record is from RefSeq and is a predicted model, not a curated record. The transcript has 8 exons. Lineage: Eukaryota; Metazoa; Arthropoda; Copepoda; Harpacticoida; Harpacticidae. Gene Ontology annotation, biological process: L-tyrosine biosynthetic process; L-phenylalanine catabolic process. Bases 132 to 1520 code for a protein of 462 amino acids.